AUGUGGCCAGAAAAGGCACCCAGGGAUCCAAAGUCAGGAAACUUUUUUAGCAAUACAAUUGAUGGAUUCUUCAGAUAUUUCCGCAACAUUCAACGUCAACCCGUGCCGCUUCAGAUUGGAAUAGGAGCAUCUGGAGGAAUGUAAGUUAAUAUUUGUGGUUUUAUUGUUCAAAAUUUAGUGUUACUGGAUAUGUGUUUACAAGAACAUCUAAAUUCUUUGCUGCUAUGUUGGGAUGCACGCUUUUGAUUCUACAGGUAAGAGUUCUUGAAGUUUAGGUUGUUUUAGGUAUUCACUAUGGUUUCGAUAGUUGUUAGACAUAAAAGUUAAUUUUGGCGUAGAUUUUUAUUAGUUUUUGGUAAAAGAUGUAUUUUUUGAAACUAGUUAAACUUUUACUUAAGAAUUUACUGCCAAAGGCUUCCUACUUUUAACUCAAAAAUCUUAUUUUAGUUCUUCAACUACCGCGGUUACAUAAAGCUGAACAAAAGCCAAUUCCAACAAGAUCUAGACGACAUUACAGAUCAUUUGAGGUCACAAUUGGGUGCAACCAAGUCUUCGUUACCAUCCAGUCGCGAACUGGACGACUUUGUAACCAAGAACGCCUACCUUUUCACUGGAUUCAUUGGAGGAUCGUUGAUUGGUUACGGAUUCGCGUAG
Molecule: messenger RNA, 654 nt
Organism: Bursaphelenchus okinawaensis
Lineage: Eukaryota; Metazoa; Nematoda; Chromadorea; Rhabditida; Aphelenchoididae
Source: the annotation of a GenBank genome assembly